Messenger RNA from Mugil cephalus (flathead mullet), 2431 nucleotides. RefSeq names its product leucine rich repeat containing 17 (gene lrrc17). Lineage: Eukaryota; Metazoa; Chordata; Actinopteri; Mugiliformes; Mugilidae. The transcript is spliced from 5 exons. The record is from RefSeq and is a predicted model, not a curated record. Gene Ontology annotation, cellular component: plasma membrane. Gene Ontology annotation, molecular function: protein binding. The coding region runs from base 408 to 1763 and encodes 451 amino acids.
GUGUGAUCCAGCUGAGUGGGUGAAAAGCAGAGAGAGAGAAACAUAGAGAGAGUAGUAGCUUGCAUAAGGCAGUAGUCAAUUACUCUGCAGAGAGAGAGAGAGAGAGAGAGAGAGAGAGAGAGGGGAGAAGGAGCCACUCACUCGCCCCUCACUCCAGGCUCUAAGUUUACAGGCAGCCAGGCAGAUUUUCUUGGCUUGCAUGCAGCGCUCAUGACAGGAUUAGGAGACUGGGACACGGGACCAACCGGAGAUCUGCAGGUUCUACUGGACGAGCCCAAGUCAGGUUCUCAACCUGCACAGCUGUGACCGGCCUCCUGUGUCCCGCCACAGCAGUCUUCCAAAGAGCAGUCUUCCAAGGUUGACUUGAUUACCAGGAGGCUCAACUUCCUCCCCUCUCAUCUCCCACCAUGCGCCUCCUCACUACCUUCCUCCUCUUGCUGCUCCUCCGGUCAGCCGAGCCCCGGAGAGGCCCUCGGUCAAGGGCUGUGGGGAAGGGCGUGGGGGGCCGUGUCCGGGGCAGAGGCAGGGCCGGGGUCAUGAGACGCCAAACUCACGAGUGUAAGGAGUACAUGGAGGCGGGGGAGAAGUACCUGGACUGCCAGGACAGGCAGCUGACCACUGUGAUGCAGAGCUGGCCGAAAGAUAUUCACCACCUACUGCUGGCUAGAAACAAGAUUCAGAUUUUGCGGGACAACAUGUUUGCCCACUUCACCCAGUUGAAGAGUCUGGAUCUCCAGCAGAAUGUCAUCUCCAUGGUGGAGGAUGGUGCGUUCAGUGGCCUAUCCCAGCUCACCACCCUGCUCCUCCAACACAACCACCUGAGAACUGCCUCCGAGGAGGUCCUGCUCCCUCUGCCCCGUCUUACCUACCUCCGUCUCUACGACAACCCCUGGAACUGCCAAUGCCCAUUGGACAGUCUGAUCAGAAAACUGCAGGUGCCUAGCAGCCGUAACCUAGGCAACUACGCCAAGUGUGCAGAGCCUCUGUCGAGGAAGGGCCAGAAGCUGAAAAAGCUAAACGUGGACUUGCUGUGUGAGGAAGACAAGAGACCGGAGAAUGGAAAGGAGCUGCCGCCAAGGCCUCUGGUCACUGCGAAGCCACCAGCCACGUCCAUGUGCCACACUUACAUUUUUCCAAAACCUUUGCUGGACUGCAGCAACAAAGAUCUGAAAAACAUCCCGUCUGACCUGCCGUCUGACAUAGUGAAGAUGGAUCUGUCCAAUAACAACAUCAAACACCUCAGGCCCAAACAGUUCCUGCUGUCCAAAGACCUCAAGCUGCUCAACCUUAGCAGCAACAACUUGCGCCACAUAGACUCAGCUGCAUUUGCAGGUCUGCUGUACCUCCGUGAGCUUGAUCUGUCCAACAACAGCCUCCGUUACUUCCAGUACAGCGUACUCGAGGACCUCUACUUUCUACGAAAGCUCUACCUGGAGAACAACCCCUGGAUGUGCGACUACAACAUCCACUACCUGAUCUACUGGCUCAAGCACCACCCCGGCGUCUACCACACCGGCCUGAUCUGCUCGGCACCACCGGAGUUCAAGGGCUGGCGCGUUGAAGACUAUGUCAAGACCUACAAUGGGGAAUGUCCCAAGGAUAAACAAACAGAAGGGAUGGACACGGGACAGGCAGGGCAAGGAGGGUCGGAAAACGAGGCGCAGGAGGUGUUGGUGGAGACAAGCGAGAAGCAGGAUGAACGUUUGCCGACGCCUUUGAAGGAGAAGCCGCUCAAUGCGUUUGAGAUCAUUAGGUUGAGUUAGAGUGGAGGUGGUUUGGGGACAAGCUGAACAAUGGUUUAAUAAAGGUAUACUCAGUGAUUUGAAGUUUAAAAAGAUGCGGUGUGUACAAUUUUGGGAUAAAAUCCUGUAUUUGGGCUAAAGAUUUUCUUUAAGCAACCAAACGUGUAUUAAAAUGCAACAAGGAACGUGUACUUAAACGUGUCAUAUUGCUAAGUUUACCUUUAAACCAAGGACCAGGACAUGCCUUUUGAGCUUUUCUUUUUAUCUAUUUGCAGAACAUUCCCAGUUCACUUAGUCUCAGAUUAAUGCAUCUUAUUUCCACCCAUCAUGAAAAAUACAGUGAUCUGCAGGUGCUCUCUCUUCUUUUUACUGUCUUUUUACAGUAAUUUUGACUUCAGGAUAUACUUCUUUUUUUUCCAAAAAAAGGUAGUUGUGUUUUUCUCUCUCUCUCUCUCUCUCUCUCUCUCUCUGUUUUUUAAUUAAUGUAUGGUAUUGUCUAACUGUUCUCUGGAAAUAAAAUUUGGUUUAUUUUUUCUGAAAAUUGUUCUUUUGAUGCACAAAUGUAAUGCAGUUUAACGAGGACGUGGAAUUUCGAGACAUUCUGAGAAUUGGCCAAAAUCACCAUGACCUAUAAGUAUCAUGCAUAUAAAACAUACAAAUAAAACUACUAUUAUUAGCAAUAAUAUAAA